CUGAGCGCCAGGUCUGCCCUCAGUGUCCCGACACUUGGCAACUGCGAAGUACAGUCGGGGACUGAAUCACACAGCCAACCCAACUGGAAACAGUUUCGAGCAAUUUCAAGGUGACAUCGUCAGUACAUGACCAUGGCCUUGUCUCUCCGUGACGUCAUCUUCGUCUUGUUGCUGCUGUUUUCUGAUUUUCAAGUUCAAGGAUCGGACGGUAAAACCGCGACAAAGAAAGGCUCCCACGUUCUGGUCAUCACCCAAACUCCGCACAGCACGUGGCUAACCCUCCGGCUGCUGGGGCGCACUCUAGCCGCUAGGGGGCACUCUGUCACCAACCUCAUGCCCGACGACAUCUACAAGCACCUGAUCACCAAACCGCCACAAGAUAAGGUGAAGUACGAAGGAGUUCCGUGCGACCCGGGAACAUUGGCAGCAGGACGCGCUUUCGAAGGUCACUACUGGGAAGGGGAAUACAAGAACCUGCUGAAAACUGUCGACGUCUUGUUGAAAGAGAGCAGCAAAAGUUGUGAAGCGAUACUUCUGCACUUGGAGAAACAAACCGCGAGAGGUGUCAAGUACGACGUUGUGUUGUCAACCAACCCUGAGUUUCCUUGUGGCCCCGUCUUGGCACGAUAUCUCGGCAUCCCCUCCGCUAUUGUCUACGUCCCCUCUACAACGUUCCUUUUCGGCGCAGGCAACCCCAUUCCUCUGGCGUACUGGCCGGUCAUGCCUAGCGGAUUCCUCACGGAAAUGACUUUCAAGGAGAAAAUAAUAAACUUUCUAUUCUACGCGGGAGCGAGGUACUACCUAGGCGUACAGUGUUCCUCGUUUGACUUCAUCGUGCACAAAUACAUCUCCAAGGACACUAGCACGGAAGAGAUCCUGUAUGAAACCGACUUGUGGCUGUCUGUUUCAGACUUCACUGUAGAGUUCGCCCGCCCGACCAUGCCAAAUGUCGUCGACAUAGCAGGGUACAAUUCUGUUGAGCCAAAACCUCUCCCAAAGGAUCUAGAAGAAUUCAUGGAGAGUUCCGGAGACGCGGGAGUGAUCCUCUUCAGUUUGGGCUCCAUCACGGCUGGCAUGCCUGAGAGGAUAGAACAGGUCCUGCUGAAGGCCUUCGCGCAAGUACCGCAGAAGGUCAUCUGGAAAAUGGCCUUAGACACCGACCCCAGCAGUGUGAAAUUCCCUCCCAACGUCAAGCCGAUGGGUUGGGUACCACAAACCGAUGUGCUAGAGCACAAGAAGACGAGGCUGUUCGUCACCCACGGAGGGACCAAUGGCGUGCACGAGUCCGUCCACCACAGGGUACCGAUGGUGUCUCUCCCGCUCGCCGCCGACCAUCACGACAACGUGGCCCGCGUGGUGGGACGGGGGUUCGGCGUCAAACUCGACAUCUUCACCAUGACAACGGAGGAACUGCUGCAGGCCAUCAACCACGUCUUAGAAACAAAGAGCUACCAGGAGAACGUGGACCGCGCGGCCCGGAUCCUGGCUGACCAGCCCACCCCGCCCAUGGACCGCGCCAUGUGGUGGAUAGAGCACCUCAUCAGGCACGGCGGGCUGCCUCAUCUGCGCACGCGCGCACACACAAUCCCCUUUCACCAGUAUUUCCUGCUCGACGUCAUAGCUUUCUUUGUAGCAGUUCUAGCUGUAGUGUUAGGCGGGUUGGUGUGUGUUUGUCGUCUGGCGUACAGAAACAUUGUGAGAGGGAAACAACAAAGAGAACAGAAGGAGAAGAAAGACAACUGA
This is a messenger RNA of Branchiostoma belcheri (Belcher's lancelet), 1743 nucleotides long. RefSeq names its product UDP-glucuronosyltransferase 2C1-like. The coding region runs from base 127 to 1743 and encodes 538 amino acids. The record is from RefSeq and is a predicted model, not a curated record. Gene Ontology annotation, molecular function: UDP-glycosyltransferase activity. The transcript is spliced from 5 exons. NCBI's taxonomy places the organism in Eukaryota, Metazoa, Chordata, Leptocardii, Amphioxiformes, Branchiostomatidae.